AAUCAUUCUGCAUUCUCAUUCUAAAAAGUUCAAAUAGUUGACUAAACUUUACCCAAGUCAAUUCCUCGUCUUUCCCACUCUUCCAAACACGCCCUUAACACACUCAAGAAAAGAGUGAAUGCAACACCGUCCUCGCCGAUGAUCAAAUUGCUCAAUACCGUCCUUUGAGAUGGCAAGUCUUCUUUCUUGUUCAUCCCUUCCUUCUCCACGGCAGGGCUUCACUAAGCUGAAUGUGAAUGGUUGGUCAUCUGACACUGAUCACAGAGCUGGGUUUGGUUGUCAUCUUACAGAUGAUUGUGGCGGUUGGUUGGUUGGAAUUUCUGGUUUUUUGGGGAACACUUCAAUUCUAUAUGCUGAGUUGUUUGCUGUCGAAAGAGGCCUCCUUCUCGCCUGGGAUUGGGGGAUCCGUAAGCUUCUUUGUCAUUCGGAUUCUUUAAUGGCUGUGACUUUGGUGUCUGAUCAUCUUGACUAUCACCAUCAAUAUGCUGGAUUGAUGGCUGAUAUCCAAAAUUUGUUAGGCCGAGAUUGGGAGGUGCAAGUUCAGCACACACUAAGAGGAAUGAACUCUUGUGCUGAUUUGUUGGCCAAGAAAGGGGCUAGGGAUGACGAUGCACUCAAGGUCUGGCUUCUACCUCCACUACCAAUGAAGUGCUUGAUGAUAAAUGAUGCCAUGGAUGUUCCUUGUGUUUAUGAUUAUACAGGGACAAACAAUGCUGUUUCUAGUAGCACUUCAUCAAGCACCGAGCCUCUCGAUGAAAAUACAAAGAACCUAGAUUAUGACAGUGAUGCCAAGAAUUCUAAAAUGCAGGUAAGGAUAGAGGAAGAACUCACUCAAGCUCUGACUUCUCGAAUGGCAAGUAUUCAUUUGGGUUCAUCAUCGCCUUCUCGGCAUGAGCCAGGUACUGUUAGUUGGGAGUUUACACCAGAGGGGUUCACAAAGCUGAAUGUGGAAGGUAGCUUAUGUGAAAGUCAUGACCGGGCGGGCUUUGGGUGUCUGCUUAAGGAUGAUUGUGGUGCUUGGAUUGUGGGUAUUUCUGGUUUUCUUGGGAAUGUUUCCAUUCUAUAUGCUGAGUUGAUUGCUUUGAAAAGGGGCCUCAUUCUAGCUUGGGAUUGGGGCAUCCGUAUGCUUCUUUGUCAUUCGGAUUCUUUAAUGGUGGUGUCUUUGGUAUCUCGUGAUCUUGACUAUCAUCAUGAAUAUGCUGGAUUGGUGGCUGAUAUCCAAAAUCUACUUGAGCGAGAUUGGGAGGUGCAUGUUGAGCGCACACCUAGUAAAGGGGUAUCUUCUGCUGAUUGGUUAGCUAAGCAAGGGGCUAACGAUGUUGAUGCUCUAAAGAUAUGGCUUUUACCUCCACUACCAAUGAACUUCUCUCUGAUGGGCGAAGAUUCCAUGGAUGUUCCUUGUGUUUAUGAUUUUACUGGGAAAUAUGAAGCUGGCACUUCAUUGAUCAUCAGUUCGACCGAUGAAGAUACAGAGAAUCCAGAUUAUGAUCUUGAACUGAUUGAAGCCAAGAAUGCUAUAAUGCAAGCAAGGAUGGAGGAGGAACUCAUUCAGGCUCAGCUUGCUCAAGAUGAACCAAGGAUAGUCUGUUGGGUGUGUCCGCCACAGGGGUUCGCAAAGCUGAACGUGGAUGGUAGCUUUUAUGAAAAACAGCAAAAGGCAGGCUUUGGCUGUUUGCUGAGGGAUGAUUGUGGUACUUGGGUGGUUGGCAUCUCCGGCUUCCUUGAAAACAGUUCCACUCUGCAUGCCGAGUUGGCUGCUGUCGAAAGAGGCCUCCUUCUAGCCUGGGAUUGGGGCAUCCGAAAGCUUAUAUGUCAUUCAGACUCUAUGACCGUUGUGAGCUUGGUCUCGAAUGGCGGCAACCAUGAUCGCCAUCAAUUUGCUGGAUUGUUGGCUAAUAUCCAAGAACUGUUGCAGCGAGACUGGCAGGUCCAGGUUGAGCAUACUUUGAGAGAAGGGAACUCUUGUGCUGAUUGGUUAGCGAAGGACGGGGCUAAAGACGAUGUUGUGCUCAAGGUCUGGCUGCUAGCUCCACCGUCAAUGGGUGACUUACUGAUGGAUGAUUUCAUGGGAGUCCCCUCUCUUAGACCUUCAAACCAGAAGACAGUUAGCAAGUUGGAGAGAGCCGUUCAUGCCAGAUUGCGCGGCAAGAGAUAAAUUAUACAUAUCAUUAUCACAUGGUUGAUUGUUCUACAAGUAAAUUGUAAAUUAUGUUAUAUCACUAUCACAUGGUUGAUGGUUACGCAAGUAAAUUGUAUAAAUAUGUAAAUUACCUUCCAUAUUUUCACAGCUGGGAGUGUUUGCAUCCUGGGUAUGUUGUGUGUCUGUGCAUGCCUCGGUAACUUGGAAAAGGGGUUUCCCCCCUUUUAUUCUUUGAAAUAAAAGUUGUUUAUU
Molecule: messenger RNA, 2392 nt
Organism: Arachis stenosperma
Lineage: Eukaryota; Viridiplantae; Streptophyta; Magnoliopsida; Fabales; Fabaceae
Exons: 8
Coding region: 170-2155 (661 amino acids)
Molecular function (GO): RNA-DNA hybrid ribonuclease activity; nucleic acid binding
Source: RefSeq, a predicted model, not a curated record